AGAGAGACAGAACUAUCCCGACGUUUAAUGACUCACCGUUUUAUUCCAUUUUGGGCCGUGGAACAAGUGGUUCAAUAUGGUCACGCCAUAGACACCUACUAUUUCUCCCCACGAGGCUUAGAUCAGACAUAAUUUUAGUGUUUGGUAGUUUAUGGUUGAGGUUUAAGGUGAGGUGUGGUGGUGGUGGGGGAGGAGGAAUGUGGUGGAGGCUGCGGCAGGAACCGUCGCCUCAGCCCGUGACGCUCACCCAGUAAUGGCGGCCGGAACUCCACCAGCUAUUUUCUGAAGCUUUAGACGCCUGAUUUGCCGCCUCCACGCUUCCCACCAUCCACCGGAGCCCCUCUCCUCGCAUCUUAGUCCAUCCCCCGUAGAUUAGAAUAAGGUGACAGCAACAUGGCACACUCAGAGCAGAACAGGACGUUGUACGUGGGCAACCUGGACAGCACAGUCACCGAGGACCUCAUCAUGAUGCUGUUUGGCCAGCUGGGUGAGGUUCGCAGCUGCAAGAUGUUCCGCGAGCCCACCACAGACCCUUAUUGCUUUGUUGAGUUUUGUGAUCAUAUGACAGCUCUUAAUGCCAUCACUAUGAUGAAUGACAAGAUGCUUCAGAGUCGGAAAAUGCGAGUGGAUUGGGCGACUGGACAGGGGGGUGCUGUGUUGCCUUGUUGUGCUAUUUUAGUGCAACACUGCAGAAAAGUGAGAUAUAAGAAGCUUCUCAUGAAGGUAACCAAGAUGAUUAGUAGCAACCCAGAUUUUUGGACCAUUGUUGAUGUUGGGAUCUGGCUCGAAGAACAAGGCUUUGCACAGUAUAAAGCAGCAUUUUCACACCAUAAAAUAAAUGGAGAAGUGCUUUUACUUCUCACUGAGAAGGAUCUCAAGGAAGAUCUGAAGAUCACAAUCCUUGGAGAUUUGAAGAGAUUAUAUUCUGCCAUAAGAAGAUUACAACGUGCACAUGUUCCCUUGGACUCUCUAAGUUCUCCAGACAGUUCUCAUAAUAAGACUGCGAGUUCUCCAGUAUUCUCCAACCAUCACCUCAAUCUUCAACCAACAUUGCCUCAUGUAUCAAAUAUUUCUUCUCAAACCAGAAACAGAACCUACUCGUCAGAUUCUCAAGCCUCAGAUCUUCCAGAUCAGCAAAAAUUUGGCGGCUUGCGGCGGCCUAGUGGUGUGGCAACUCAGCUCCGGCCAGAGUACAUGAAAACUAUCAUCUCGUGCCUGUACAUGUUCCUCGUUACAUGGAUCACAGCUAUUGUCAUGGUCUUUGUUCAUGAUCGUGUUCCUGACAGGGAGAGACAUCCUCCUCUUCCAGACAUCUUCCUGGACAAUGUCCCACACAUUCCAUGGGCCUUCCAGCUGUGUGAGAUAACCAUCAUUUUAUUAACUACUACUUGGCUAGUAAUCCUUUUCUUCCACAAGCACAGGUCUAUAGCAAUCAGACGAUUUUGUGCACUCUCUGGGUCGGUGUUUUUGCUACGUUGUGCUACCAUGUUCAUCACGAGCCUCUCGGUGCCUGGCUCUCAUCUUGAGUGUGAACCUAGGGACCCAAGUGAUCUACUGACACAACUGGAACAUGCGUGGAUAAUCUGGCAGGGAGGGGGACUGAGCAUCAAGGGGGUUCGCACCUGUGGGGAUUACAUGUUCAGCGGCCACACCACUGCCCUUACUUUGCUUAACUUCUUCAUUACAGAAUAUACUCCAAGACGAAUGUACUAUCUGCACAUUGCUUCAUGGGUGCUUAACACUUUUGGCAUUUUCUUUAUCCUGGCUGCACAUGAGCACUACUCGAUUGAUGUAUUUAUUGCCUUUUAUAUCACGUCUCGUAUGUUCCUUUAUUACCAUUCUCUAGCAAAUAAUCGUGCUCUGCAUCAGAGAGAUUCUUUUAGGACUAAAAUUUGGUUCCCAAUGUUCAGUUAUUUUGAGGCCUACAUUGAUGGUAUUGUGCCAAAUGAGUAUUCAAAUCCAAUGUGCAAAGCAAAUCUUGUAUACUUUUGGAAUAUUUUAAUUGAAACCCCCAACAAAAAAGUGUUUAGUGUUGGAAAGAAGAAAGAGAAACACAAAUAAAAUGUUGGAAAGUGAUACUGAUAAUAUGACAUUCUGUUUUCUGUGGUUGUGAUUAAGCUCAAAUAAUCCAUAACAAUCAUAUCUGUAAGUUAGGACCUGGUUUAAUGAUUGUAUGAAUGAAGUGGCAGGAUUUGUUAUUGUUUUAUUCGGGUAGCACGUUACUGCUUCAUAUUAAGUUCUCAUAUCUCGGACUUUAAUUGUAGGACUGAAUUUAUUCAGUCCUACAAUUAAAGUAGUCCUUGGUAAAUAACCAAUUAUUUCUCUACCGACUGACAAAUGUGUAGCAUACAGUUUGUCAACUUUCCUGCAUUACCUUUGUUUUCUCAGGAUUAUCAUUACUCUUAACUUAGCUUGGUUAGUUCAGCAACCAAAGGUCUCGCCCUGAAUGAACGUUUAUGUUAGUGCAGCAACCAAAGGUCUCGCCCUGAGCGAACGUUUAUGUUAAUACAGCAACCAAAGGUCUCGCCUUAAGUGAACAUUGAUGUUCAGCAACCAAAGGUCUCGCCCUGUGCAUACGUUUAUGUUAGUUCAGCAAACAAAGCUCUCACCUUGAGUUAAGUCAAGAUGAAAUACUAUUCAUUUUGUUUCUUUUUGGUUUUGUUUAUGUUGAUACACAUUUAUGCAGUAACAACUGAAAUAAAUAAAUCUGAUUACUUGCAUAAAAAUGUGUUGUUCAUGUAGUCAGCAUAGAUUUAGAUUGUGAUAUAUUUUAUAUGAGAAACUCUAGUGUAUAAAAAUAAAGAGCUUAAAAGGGAUGAAAGAUGACAAAAGAGCAUCCAUGUCAGAAAGAUACCUAAUUUUGUCUUGUAUUUUAUGAGAAUUGGUGGAAAAUAAUUUGUAGCCAAUCAUUUUAUUCACUGAUUAGUGUAAACUAAUUUGUUUUAAAGAAAUAUAGCCAACUACAGGGAAUGAGAUAAUCGUUAAUUUUUUUUUUUGUGAAUCCCAUUGUGUAAUUAGUAAUGUCUGAUCAGUUUUUGAUGAUAUAACUAAGGGGUACCUGGGUGCUAAUGUAAACUAUGCUGGGAUUUAACGUCAAAAUUGUUAAUUUGUUCAUUCUGGUUGUACUAAAGUAAACUGCAAUGUUAAUGCAAGUUUUUAUUUGUUUUUUUAUUUUUUAUACCUGUUGAUGAAUAGGUUAUGUUAGGAUAAUUACUGAUGCCAAAUUAAAGCAUGUUUGAUCUUUAGAGAUGGAAAUCCCUGUUGCCUCCUGGAGAGAGAGAGUCAGAUUUUGAAGCCUUUUAAACUAAGCCAUCUUCUAUGCCGUCUCUAUUUCUACUGUUUAAAUGACUUUUUACAAAUACGUUCUGUAUGUUUAAAACAAUCUUUUCCAAACAUAUUCAUUAUACUAUAAUGUGUCUUAUAUUCAUAGGUUCAGUCAUGGAGGUCGUCAUGAUAAAUUGAUACGGGUGUUUUAGAUUUUAUAGAUUUUAUGUGCCUAAGAACAACUUUUGCUGGUGUGUUAUUGAUAAAAUGUGAUUUCUUAUUAGACAUUCACAUUGUGCAAUACCCGGAGAAUAUCCUUGCAUAUUGACUUGAAUCUUUCAGCACUGGUGGCUGAUUUUAGAGCCAAUUGGCUGGUGUGCAGAAUAAAUAGAGAAAUCUCAAUUUAAUAGUCAAUAGCUUCAGGAAAUCAUUCCAAGUCUAUGAUUGCUAACUUCAAAGGUUUUUUGAGAGAGAGAAAGAGUGUGUGUGUGUGUGUGUGUGUAAUUACCUAAGUGUAGUUAAAGGAUGAGAGCUAUGCUCGUGGUGUCCCGUCUUCCCGUGUGUGCUUAUUGAACUAUAGCUUCAGAAUGAGAGCUACACCUCACUUAACUAGUUCUAUUCAUUUACAGCUCAUUUGAAAGUUCUUGUGCAAAUUAAUAAUUAGAGCACCUUUGCUUUCUAAGCUCGAGUCUGUGGCCCCUCGUUCUAGACAUUGCAGGUUUUCAAUAUUCCACUGUCAACUUUGCCGAUUCCCAUUUCAUUUUUGUAUGUGAUCGUAUUUCCUCUUUACCACCUUUGACAUUUAACAUCUCCAGUCUGGUCUGGAAGCGAUUUGGUAGCAUUUUACCUAUUUAUGUUCCCCCCCCCCCCUAGAUAUGGAUACCUGAUGGAUACCAGAUAUGGAUACUGUAUACUCCAAUUUUUGUGUUUCAAAUGCUGUUUUUAAUUUCUUUGGUGUCUCCCCCUCCAAGUUUUUAAAAUGAUUUUGAAGUUUACAAAUGUAGAGUAAGCUUUUCAUAUAACUAAGCACCUAGCUGCCUAUUCUGAAUAGACAGACAUUCCCUUUUAAUGCUAUAGGUAUGGUG
Molecule: messenger RNA, 4349 nt
Organism: Procambarus clarkii (red swamp crayfish)
Lineage: Eukaryota; Metazoa; Arthropoda; Malacostraca; Decapoda; Cambaridae
Source: RefSeq, a predicted model, not a curated record